Messenger RNA from Eufriesea mexicana, 1605 nucleotides. RefSeq names its product 15-hydroxyprostaglandin dehydrogenase [NAD(+)]-like. The record is from RefSeq and is a predicted model, not a curated record. The transcript has 7 exons. Gene Ontology annotation, molecular function: oxidoreductase activity, acting on the CH-OH group of donors, NAD or NADP as acceptor. NCBI's taxonomy places the organism in Eukaryota, Metazoa, Arthropoda, Insecta, Hymenoptera, Apidae. Gene Ontology annotation, cellular component: cytoplasm. Bases 332 to 1294 code for a protein of 320 amino acids.
CUGAAUUAAUUAGUUUCGACGGGAAGGGUUAAUUAGAGACGCUAUCGACCGCUGUAUCCAUCGUCCAUCGAGAAAACGAGGCGAGGAGAGAAGCGGCUCGUCCGCUUUAUCCACCUAUCCACGAGGCUCUUCGCACGAUAAAAAUCCAAGACGCGUCGCGUUUAUAUCAUGCCAUUCGUAGAAAUGACAGCUUCUCGCGCAUAUAAAUACGAUUGGCAACGACCAAUCUAGCUUCAGUACGUCGAAACACGUUGACCCCGUCUUGUGCCCUCUAACACUGGUGAACGCUGCCUCGUGUGUCAAAUUCUGUCGCAACCUCCUUUGAAGAGAAAUGGAGAACGAAAGCAGCAAACGCAGACGGUCUUCCGCGUCCGAGAAAGCGAAGGAGAUGGAAACGAUAAACGGUCUUGUAUCCGGAAAGAACGUGCUCAUUACUGGCGGUGCAGCAGGCUUGGGCCACGCGUUUAUGAAUCACUUCCUGAAACAUGGUGCAAACAAAAUAACCAUAUUAGACGUCGACGCGGGAACCGGGAAACGGGUGGAACUGAGCGUAGAGAAAUCCUGCGGGGAGAAAAAGGUACACUUUAUUCACGUCGAUGUCUCCAAUUACGAAGACAUGACCGCGGCUUUUAAGGAAGCCUCAAAUUUGAUGAACGAUAUCGAUAUUGUGGUAAAUAAUGCUGGUAUUCUGGACGAACGACGUUGGGAAAGAGAAAUAGCAGUUAACAUUGGUGGGAUGGUAUGUACCGCGUUACUGGCUGUAAAAUACUUGGGCAGAGACCAACUCGGACAUGGAGGAACUUUGGUAAACGUCAGUCAACACAUAGACAUCAAAAGCACCGCUCAACUUCCGGUUUACACGGCCACCAAGCAUGCUAUUAUUGGUCUCUCGCAAUCUCUUGCGGACUCUUACCAGUAUGAAAAGACCGGUAUUCGUGUGAUAACGUUGUGUCCUGGCCUGACGGAAACUACGCUCACCGUGGACAGCCCAAAUAAGUUACUUUCCCGAGUUAUGAAAGCGGACUUUGUAAAAAAUCUGGAACAGCUAUCAAUACAAACCCCGUACGUGGUAGCUCAGGGUUUAAUGUCGAUCCUCAGGAUUGGAGAAUCUGGUAGCAUAUGGGUCAUUGAAAAUGGACGGACACCAUACGAAGUCUAUGUACCAAAUCCACGUAGUUUACGUCGAACUUAUAAGAACAACUUUACAGUGGUUGAAACCAAGGUAGUGACAAGAGGUCGUCCGAUAAGAGAAGUCUGUGACAAUACACGAACAGGUCUGAUGAGUUGUGCAUGAUGACGUGACAGCAAGAUAUCUUCGGCCACGAUGAUCUUCCACGUUCUCCAAGAAGCUUUGAAGAUUGGAAUCGCUAGUUUUCUGUCGCAUGGUUUAAAACAAUUCCUGCACGGUAAUCUGUGCAGGAAUUACGAAUGGAAAGUUGUCAAGAAGUGACGAAAAUGAUCAAAUUAAAUCCUUCUCAAUCACUGGAAGGUAAUUGAGAAAGGUUCAAGUUAUAAUCGCUUGAUAUUUGUUAGUCAUUGAUACAAUGUAAAGUAUUUAUAAAGAUAAUGCACAUGUAUACACAUACUUUGUACAUAAAUCAACGC